UAAAGUGAUCAUAGUAAAUAACGUUACAAAAAAAAAAAAAAAAAAAUUAUUUCGGCUGUCAGAGAAGUAGUUACUUGAUGUUCGGAAAGAAGAUGAAAUUUCUCCCCAUUAUCGAUAACGUACGUUGGUACCGUGGGAUGUCGAAUGUGCAGACGAAAGCCUGCGAAGGAUUGCUCCACGCCCUUCGCGAUGACAUGGAACAGGGAUCUGCGUACCGAGUUCGUCGUUGUAUUUCCCAGUUGGGUCUUUAUCCCUUAGUGGGCACAUCGCAGAUUAAGAUUCUUAUGAGUAUGAGUCGGGGAAGUGACUUGGCUUUCCUCUGGUUUCUGUGGGAAUUGGCCUAUAAAAACCCAGAAAAGUGCCGAAAUUCUUUCGAGGUCACGGAACCGGGAUUCUAUACGGUCAACGAACAACUUUUGCUUUCGGGAAUUGCCCAUCUGGAUAUGCCGGCAACCUUGAGAGCUUUAGAUGAACUACUUCCACCUGGAACUCAGUCAGAAAAGAAAAGGAACUCCCCUUCUCAAAGUUGUACAAAGAAAAGAUGUUUCAAGCCCAAUCAAUCCAGUGGUAAGGAUAACAUCCUGCCAUAUUUUGAACGCCUAGUGCGGCCUCGUCCAUUUAUUGCAAAUCAAAUGUAUCGACCGCCUGAGAGCAAACUUCGUUUUCCGGAAUUCUCGAAGUAUAGGGAUCACUUGCACCCAAUCCCCAAUGAAAAUUCCCGUUGGUUUGCCAGUUAUGAGUUCUGUCCUGUAAAGAGGAUAAUAACAAAGUUGCUUUCAAAGCAACUCGAUAGUCUGUUAUUGGAACCAAAGAAGAAUGAUACAAAAGAAAAUGAUAUUCUGUGUAAAACGCAUCGCUUUCGGAAUAAGACUGAGUUUAUUGAACAGCAAGAAAUGAAAUACUGGGCUAUUCAGCACUGUUUGGAUCUUAUGGAUGUUCCUGGAGGUGCGGAGAAAGUUCGAAGAAAACGUAUUCUAGAGGAUAUAGAAUGUGACGUCGAACGAGCAGCCAACAAAACUCGUAGAGCAAUGCGGAAACCCUUUAGCGAAGUUAAAAACAAUUUAAGUAAUAAAAAGGUUUCCCCAGCACGUCAGAGUAAAAGAAUUAAGGAUGAUCUAUGUAGGGUAUUGGGUCCGGAAGUUGAUAGUACUAGGGUUCAUUUACAUUCCCCACCGAAAGAUGAUUUAACACAUGUGAUUCUAAUGCAAAGUAAUAAAUCCAACCGGUGCGGUGCCGGCGAUUGUAUUGUCAUGGAUGUUAAUUGCUCCUUAGAAGAUAAAAAGGACAUAAUUAUAAAACCAAAGGAACCAAGUAUCCAUGAGGAAGAAAUUCAUUUACGUCCUUCCACCUUCCAGAAUCUUGCUGAUCUGAUUCCCGUUUGCAGUCGCACUUUGCGUUUAAAAAGUCCUUCAACGAAGCAUCCUGAUUUGGAAUCAUUUGCAACUAGGAAACUCAAUGGCAUCCAGUUUGACUACCAAAAGAUUUAUGAUGUUCCCACAGUUCCUAUUCAGCCAUUACCUUGGGAGGAUGAUAACUUAGAUCUCAAAGACAAGCAAUCCUUAAUCAAGAAUCUUUGCAUUCAGGCUCUUGAAAAUGGAAAAUCCAAUUCCAUAAAAGACUUUCAGCUGCAUAAAAAUCUCCCACCUAUUCUAAAAACAGCUGCCAAUUGUGCCAUUGAUAUUUUCCGCUCAAAAAUCGAAGAAGUGAAUGAAAUACCACCCGAAAAGAUUCAAGAUCUCAUCGAUCCGAAUGACACCGAACAGAUUGAGAAUCUUUUGAAAGAGGCUUUCCGAAUUCUUAGAAAAAAUCCGAACUAUGUGCUGGCCUCCUUAUCGAAUUCACACAAGUUGCCCGUUUUACUCGAUUGGGUGGCCAAUCGUUAUGGCAAAACAUUCAAUCGAAAGGAAAUGCAAAUUCUUGCUAACACUUCUUUUCGAACCUACGAAACGAUUUAUCAGAAAGAAAAUCAGGGAAAGGAGGAGUUACUGAAAGUCAAAGGAAAUGUAGCUUUUUUGGGUUCCAGCACAUAUGCCCACUAUAAAAAGUUCAUGUGCGAGGCGAGAAGAAUAAAAACCAAAUACCACAAAAAGCUAAAUGAUUCGGCUUUGGAGCAGGCACGUAAAACUUGGUUAGCAUUGCGAGGAUAUUCCCAUCUCGGUGGACCAAUCAAGGACACUUUCUUCGCUUACAUGCCAGCCAAACAGCAAGAUCUUAAGCGUCAUCGCAUUUGGAAGUCCUUCGAAUAUCGGGAUAUGGUUCAACUGCGUUUGAGAAAGCUUCCAUAGGGAGAAACUUGAGCUGGUGGUUCCAAAUGACAGAUCGAAAAACAUAAGAAAAAGAUGAUUUUUGUUCUGUCAUUUGGAAUCACUAAAAAUGUGGAUAAUUAAUUAUAC
Messenger RNA from Drosophila ficusphila, 2393 nucleotides. RefSeq lists its product as uncharacterized. The transcript is spliced from 2 exons. The coding region runs from base 78 to 2285 and encodes 735 amino acids. The record is from RefSeq and is a predicted model, not a curated record. NCBI's taxonomy places the organism in Eukaryota, Metazoa, Arthropoda, Insecta, Diptera, Drosophilidae.